AGAGCCAUCAAGUCAGGAGCCUUAUCAACGUUGUCAUCAUUUAGGAAGAGCUGUCGCCACUUUCAAGCUCUUCCACGACAUUCGCCGCUAUGGCACCGCAUAAAGAUACUCUGUUCCGCUCGGCGGACAUGAGUCUGACCCAGCUGUACAUUGCCAAUGAGAUCGGAAGGGAGGUUGUGAGUGCUUUGGGCGAGCUCGGGGUGAUGGAUUUUAGAGACCUCAACGCCGAGACUACUGCUUUCCAACGUACCUUUACCCAAGAGAUUCGCCGCCUAGACAAUGUCGAAAGACAACUACGUUAUUUCCAUAGCCAGAUGGAGAAGUCAGACAUAGCUAUGCGUUCCAUUUAUGAUUUUAAUAAUAUACUGGCUGCGCCAUCUGCGUCGGAGAUUGAUGAGCUGACUGAUCGAAGUCAAGGACUGGAGGCAAGAAUCACGGGACUGAAUGACAGUUAUGAGACACUCAAGAAAAGAGAAAUGGAGCUCACAGAAUGGAGAUGGGUGCUGAGAGAGGCUGGAGGCUUCUUCGAUCGUGCUCGUGGCCAGACCGAAGAGAUUCAACAGCGAACUUCAGAGGAUAACGAUGACGCACCGCUCCUCCGUGACAUGGAACAACACACCGAGCAAGCUGAGCAAUCCUUUUCUGUGAUGAAUAUAGGCUUUGUUGCUGGCGUAAUUCCACGGGAGCGGAUGGCGGCGUUUGAGCGAAUUCUGUGGAGGACCCUGCGUGGUAACCUCUACAUGAAUCAGUCGGAGAUCCCCGAGCAGAUCAUUAAUCCAGAGACCAAUGAAGGCGUGAAUAAGAACGUCUUUAUAAUAUUUGCGCACGGAAAGGAAAUCAUCGCCAAGAUCCGCAAGAUCUCAGAAUCCCUCGGGGCGGACCUCUACAGCGUCGACGAGAACAGUGAGCUUCGGAGAGACCAACUUCACGAGGUAAACACACGCUUGAAUGACCUCGCCAGCGUACUUCGCAACACCAAGCAGACUCUUGAUGCUGAACUUACACAAAUCGGUCGCAGUCUCGCUGCCUGGAUGGUUGUUGUCAAGAAGGAGAAGGCUGUCUACGAGACCCUGAAUAGAUUUUCUUAUGACCAACAGCGCAAAACACUCAUUGCGGAGGCUUGGUGUCCUACUAGCUCUCUCGGUUUGAUAAAGUCUACUCUCCAAGACGUCAAUGACCGUGCCGGGCUGUCGGUGCCUACUAUCGUCAAUCAGAUUCGAACUUCUAAGACGCCACCAACAUACGUCAAAACUAACAAAUUUACGCUCGCCUUUCAAACCAUCAUUGAUGCUUACGGUACUGCGAAAUACUCCGAAAUCAAUCCCGGGCUACCCACCAUCGUUACCUUUCCUUUCUUGUUUGCCGUCAUGUUCGGUGACUUCGGUCACGGAAUGCUUAUGACCUUUGCCGCACUUGCUAUGAUCUACUGGGAGAAGUCGCUCUCACGCGGCAAGCUUGAUGAACUUUUCUCGAUGGCAUUUUACGGCCGCUAUAUCAUGCUGAUGAUGGGUAUAUUCUCCAUGUACACCGGUCUCAUCUACUGCGACGCCUUCUCCAAGGAAUUGCCUAUUUUCCCGUCCAUGUGGAAAUGGCCCGAGGGUGCUGAAGAAGGACAAUCCGUAACCGCAAUCCGGGAGAACGGCUAUACUUACCCCUUUGGACUGGAUUGGAUGUGGCACGGUACCGAAAACGACCUCCUCUUCUCAAACAGCUACAAGAUGAAGCUCAGUAUUCUCAUGGGAUGGGCACAUAUGACUUUUUCACUCUGCUUGUCGUAUGUUAACGCUCGCCACUUCAAGUCGCCCAUCGACAUUUGGGGAAAUUUCAUUCCUGGCAUGAUAUUCUUUCAGUCCAUCUUUGGUUACCUGACUUGGGCAAUAAUAUACAAGUGGUCUGUCGACUGGGUUUCCAUCGAUAAGAACCCGCCCAGUCUGCUCAACAUGCUUAUUUACAUGUUCUUGCAGCCCGGAACACUCGAAGACCAGCUCUACUCAGGGCAAGCAACGUUGCAAAUUAUUCUCGUUCUUCUCGCGUUGGUAUGUGUCCCAAUAAUGCUGUUCUUGAAGCCGUUUUACCUUCGUUGGGAGCACAACAAGGCCCGGGCCAUGGGAUACCGUGGCAUCGGAGAAACUACUCGUGUCUCGGCUUUGGACGAUGAUGAUGAUGAUGAAGAGAGCACAACGCUUAAUGGUGGACGUGACAGUUACGCUGACGAUGAGGACGGCGUCGCGCUGAUCACCCAGGACAUUGGCCAUGGUGAGGAGCACGAAGAAUUCGAAUUCAGCGAGGUCAUGAUACACCAAGUCAUUCACACUAUCGAAUUCUGUUUGAAUUGUGUCUCUCAUACCGCCUCCUACCUUCGGUUAUGGGCUUUGUCGCUAGCCCAUCAACGUCUUUCUAUUGUACUUUGGGACAUGACCAUGAAGAUUGCUUUCGGCUACAGCGGUGCUGUUGGGAUUGUCAUGAUUGUCGUCCUAUUCUACCUCUGGUUCUUGCUAACCAUCAUGGUUUUGUGUGUCAUGGAAGGUACUAGUGCCAUGUUACACUCACUGCGACUGCACUGGGUGGAAGCCAUGAGCAAGCAUUUCAUAGGAGACGGCGUUGCGUUCGAACCUUUCAGCUUCAAAGUUCUGUUGGAAGAGGAUCCUGUCGAAUAGUUAGUCGCAAUACUGUGACUUGUCCUGUGUUUUAUUAUAUAGUGUAAAGUGUAUGAUAGGAAUCCAACGUAACACCCGUCGUUCUAUUGAGCAAGUUUUCAACACAGCCUGGACAUGUGCGAUCAUUCAAGAAUUUUGAAAGAAAAUCUGGCCCUCUAACCAUGUUCAGAG
Pseudovirgaria hyperparasitica is the source of this 2828-nucleotide messenger RNA. Its product is annotated as vacuolar ATP synthase-like protein 98 kDa subunit. NCBI's taxonomy places the organism in Eukaryota, Fungi, Ascomycota, Dothideomycetes, Acrospermales, Acrospermaceae. The coding region runs from base 90 to 2657 and encodes 855 amino acids. Gene Ontology annotation, biological process: vacuolar acidification; proton transmembrane transport. Gene Ontology annotation, molecular function: ATPase binding; proton-transporting ATPase activity, rotational mechanism. The transcript has 5 exons. The record is from RefSeq and is a predicted model, not a curated record. Gene Ontology annotation, cellular component: vacuolar proton-transporting V-type ATPase complex; vacuolar proton-transporting V-type ATPase, V0 domain; fungal-type vacuole membrane.